Messenger RNA from Hevea brasiliensis (rubber tree), 822 nucleotides. Its product is annotated as F-box/FBD/LRR-repeat protein At5g22660-like. Gene Ontology annotation, molecular function: protein binding. NCBI's taxonomy places the organism in Eukaryota, Viridiplantae, Streptophyta, Magnoliopsida, Malpighiales, Euphorbiaceae. The record is from RefSeq and is a predicted model, not a curated record. The transcript is spliced from 3 exons. The coding region runs from base 1 to 822 and encodes 273 amino acids.
AUGACACUGGGAGAGAGUUGGCUGAAUGUUGCAGAAGGAAAUAAAAUGAGUUCAUCAGAUGAGAGAAAGAAGAAAGCAAGAAAGAGCGGAGGCAUGGACAAGUUGAGCAGUUUACCUGAUUCAAUACUUCAUCGCAUACUCUCUUUCCUCUACACUAGUGAAGCAAUCAGGACCUGUGUACUGUCCAAGAGAUGGAGAAACUUAUGGGUUUCUCUUCCUGAUCUCCAUUUCGAUAGUUCAAACUUUGAAAGCAAAGCGAGUUUUCGAAAAUUUGUUCGAAGCGUCUUGUCUCUCCGCCUUGAUAACUCUCUUUGCAAGUUCCAUUUCCAUUGUCAUUCGACAUGGAAGACUGAUGUACCCCUAAUUAACAGGGUCACAAGGUAUCUAGUUUCCCAUCACGUCCAGCAUCUUCACCUGGAGAGUGGAUUUGACCCGGAUUGUAAGGUCGAUAUUUUUGCUCCUAACCUCACUUCCUUCAGAUGUUAUUUGCAAAUGGGGGAUUUCGUUUUCAAGGAGAUCAAUCUACCUUCCCUUAAUCUUGUGGAAGUUCAUUUUUGUGGAAGUUCGAUGCAUGUUCCACUGGUGAUCAAUAUGUUCCAAGCAUUCCAUAAUGCGCAAUUUGUCAAACUACACACUGAUACUACUGAGGUUCUCUCUUUGGGAUCUGGUUUACUAGAAAACCAACCUUGUCCCUUCACUAAUUUGAAGUCCUUGAAAUUGUAUUUGGGCCACAAGAGAAAGUUGCUAAGGAUACCUUUUCAUGUAAUGCGCUACUUACUUGGUGACUUGCGGAGCGGUGAUUUUACAAUCGUCAAAUCUUGA